Messenger RNA from Olea europaea var. sylvestris, 1491 nucleotides. Its product is annotated as UPF0481 protein At3g47200-like. NCBI's taxonomy places the organism in Eukaryota, Viridiplantae, Streptophyta, Magnoliopsida, Lamiales, Oleaceae. The transcript has 2 exons. Bases 14 to 1318 code for a protein of 434 amino acids. The record is from RefSeq and is a predicted model, not a curated record.
AGUAAAGAAAAAAAUGAAAAGAAAAGAUUGGAUAAUCAAAAUAAAAAAUGAACUCGACAGCAUGGCGGGUUUUACGACAGAGGAGGUGCAUUGGAAGAAGCGAUCAAUCUACAGAGUACCUUCCACCGUUAUUGAACUAAAUAAGAAGGCCUAUAAGCCUGAUACAGCGUCUUUGGGUCCUUACCAUCAUGAAGAGGACCACUUAAAGGCAAUGGAAAAGCAUAAGCAUCUAGCACUUCUUCACUUUUUAAAACGAUCGGGAAAACCAAUCGAGGUCUACGUUAAUGCAUUAGCGGAAGUGGUGGAUGAUUUGAAGGAUGCAUAUGAUCAAUUGGAUUCCAAAUGGCGACUAGGAACUGAAGAAUUUUUGAAGCUGAUGAUCCUUGAUGGUUGUUUCAUUUUGGAAAUAAUGCGCACUUGCACUUCGGCUUUGAAUGACUACGAUCCCAAUGAUCCCAUCUUCAGCGAGCAUGGAACGCUUUACAUUGUGCCAUACCUCAAACGCGACAUGUUGAGGCUUGAAAAUCAGUUGCCUCUGCUGGUUCUUGAGAAGCUAGUUGAUGUUGAUAACAAAAAAUUUGAGCAUGAUUUAUUUUUUAUUCAGAUAGAAGAGAGUAUUGUGAUUAAGCGCAUUCUCAACUUCUUUGGUCAAUACCGUGUUAAAAACAUGGGAAAAUGCCUACACAUUUUAGAUAUAUAUCGGAAGAGCCUAUUGGAAGAACCUGACAAGAACGUUGACCAUAAACUUCACCAAGGUGAAGACCAGAUCAUCCGGUCUGCUACCGAGCUUAACGAAGCUGGUAUCCAAAUCGAGAAAAGUGAAACAAAAAGCCUAAAAGAUAUCUCGUUCCAUAGAGGGGUGCUCAAGCUUCCACCAAUAAUGGUCGAUGAUACUACUCAAUCAUCGUAUCUAAAUCUAAUGGCAUUUGAGCGACUUCACGUCAAUGCAGGGAAUGAGGUGACUUCCUACAUCUUUUUCAUGGACAACAUCAUCGACAGUGCUGGAGACGUUAGCCUCCUGCACUCGAGUGGCAUCAUCCAGCAUGCGGUUGGCAGCGACAAAGCUGUUGCUGAAUUAUUCAAUUCUCUAUCCAAGGAUGUUACGCUAGAUCCUGAGAACAGAUUAGCAAAAGUGCAUAACAGUGUCAGUUACUACUGCAAGAAGCCAUGGAAUGCAUGGAGGGCUGAUAUCAUGCACAACUAUUUUAGAAAUCCAUGGUCUAUUCUUUCGGUCAUUGCAGCAAUAUUUCUUUUUGCUCUAACCACAAUUCAGACGGUAUACAGCGUCUUAAGUUACGCCAAUUCCUCAUCCAAAUAAUCCCUGUACUGCUUCAUUUUGCUGUGUGGUUUUUUAAUAAAUAAUGCCACGUGAUGCGCAUGGCAACCUCAUUCUCAAGGAAUUAACCCUCGGCUUUCAGAUCACAAUUUAUUUUCUCGACUUUCUUUGUUUUGCUUUUUGUUCGAUUGAUCAAUUGAAUAAUAUAUUUUGCC